Messenger RNA from Meloidogyne enterolobii, 276 nucleotides. The record is from the annotation of a GenBank genome assembly. NCBI's taxonomy places the organism in Eukaryota, Metazoa, Nematoda, Chromadorea, Rhabditida, Meloidogynidae.
AUGGAACAUAUUUUCGUUUCAACACAAUUUCGAUGCGAAACAGGGCCAACAGUUGUUGGGGACCACGAAUCUAAUCCAGAAUUAAUGGCUCAGGUCGGAGCUAAAAUGGUUAUGCAAUUAGGCAAUCGUUUUGCAGAAUAUAUUACUGAAUGGACACCUAGAAAAGUAUUGGACCGAUUAUCAGAAUUGGGCUUUCGAGUAAUUGCAUCAACGGGGGCCGGACAAACAAUUAUUUGGACUUUAGGAAGAGAAAGGAAUGAAAACAACAAUGUCUAA